AACUCCCCAGCGCCGCGGCUGUGAUAGGCAGAGAGAGCAAUAGGGAGAAAUGAGUAAGAGCUGAAAUAGUGUACGGCAUAAUUCCUGCUCUGUGAUCACAGAUACUCCAAGUGCAAAAAAACAGGAGAGGGGGCAGAGAGAGGCGGUAAUCAGCUCAACCUUUGUAACCGGCUCAGGACAGAACGUCUAUAGAUAUUUAUAGAUAUUAAAACAAAACCAACAACCUUACCCUGAAUAGAGCCUUUCUUAAAAAGAAGGUCCUGGCAAUUCUGUCUUAUUUAAGCAAUUUCCUGAGUCUAAGAAUAGAAAUGAGCUGCCUGGAAGGCACUGCAGGCUGAAAUUUGGAGACAUAGGCUGCUUUAUUUUAUUUUUCCAAGUAUAAAAACCUUCCCUUUGGAUACUGGAUUUUCAUGUCGGUCUUUGAAGCGGAGGGAUGUAUGGUUACUUUUAAUUUUACUUUUUUAAUUUUCUCUCUCAUUUAAUUUAAAAAAACUGUCUUCCAGUUAAAAAGCAAGGAAACCGUUUUACCUGCAUGUGACAAUCCCAGAGGACACCGAUCAAGAAACAGGGGAGUGACUUGGUCUUCUGCACUACUUUACUCCUACCCCAAUUUUUUUUUUACGGGGAAAGAAGGAUUUUUUUCCAGUCCAAGAAUCUCUUGCCCCCAAGUUUUGGAAGGGGGUUGAAGACUGGUCACCCAUCUGGGGGUGCAUGAAGGGUGUUGGUUCUCUGUUAACUUGGUCUUGUGAAGGGCUGGAAGAGAAUUUUGCCUUCCUGACUUGCCUGGAACACGAGGAUGAUUUGGAAAUGGCUGGGCGCUUUGCUGCUUUUCCCCGUGCAGAUGGUUUAUUUGGUGGUGAAAGCUGCCGUGUGCAUGGUGCUGCCGCCCAAGCUCCGAGACCUGUCCGGGGACAACGUGCUCGUCACCGGCGGGGGCAGAGGCAUCGGCCGCCACCUGGCCAGGGAGUUUGCGAAGCGGGGAGCCAGAAAGAUCAUCCUGUGGGGUCGAACUGAGAAAUGCCUGAAGGAGACCACAGAGGAAAUCAGGAUGAUGGGGACAGAAUGCCAUUAUUUCAUUUGUGAUGUAGGAAAUCGAGAGGAGGUCUAUCGGCAAGCCAAAGCUGUGCGGGAAAAGGUGGGUGAUAUCACUAUCCUGGUGAACAAUGCUGCUGUGGUCCAUGGUAAGAGCCUGAUGGACAGCGAUGAUGACGCACUGCUCAAAUCACAACAUAUAAACACCCUGGGACAGUUCUGGACCACCAAAGCAUUCCUGCCAAGGAUGCUGGAGUUGCAGAAUGGACACAUUGUUUGCCUGAACUCUGUCCUGGCCUUGUCAGCCAUCCCUGGUGCCAUUGACUAUUGCACCUCCAAAGCCUCGUCCUUUGCCUUUAUGGAAAGCCUGACCCUGGGGCUGCUAGACUGUCCCGGAGUGAAUGCCACAACAGUCCUGCCCUUCCACACCAGCACAGAGAUGUUUCAGGGCAUGAGAAUCAGGUUCCCUAAUCUUUUUCCUCCUCUCAAGCCAGAGACGGUGGCUAGGAGGACGGUAGAAGCUGUUCAGAUGAAUCAAGCCUUCCUGCUCCUUCCAUGGACAAUGCAUGUUCUUGUCAUCCUAAAAAGCAUUCUCCCUCAGGCAGCACUUGAAGAAAUCCACAAGUUUUCGGGGAGCUACACCUGCAUGAACACUUUUAAAGGACGAACAUAGACUUGAUGGUGCAAGGACUAUUCUUCAGUGAAACCAACACAAGCAUGAAAACCCUGACAAGACUGUGAAUCAGCAGGCUUGGCUUUCAGCCUGUUCAUGUGACUUGUGCUGCUCUGAGGCAACACAUUUCUUGCAGGUCAUAUCCAUAGUAACACGACCUUUGCACAGGAUUCAAGGACUAGACUAUGGACCCUUGGAAAGAAAAACAAAAAGUGUGAAAUGUUUAUAUGAUGUUUAAUUCUUUAGAGUUCAAUUGUUAAAUCUACUCACAGUUUUAAGAUGUAAUUUUUGUUUCUGAAGUGUCUGUAGGCUGUCUCAGCUGAGAGGCAGCACAUCACACCCCAUACAUGCUUUAUCCCCUCUCUUCAGAGGAACUGCAAUUACAAACUGCCCCUUGGUUUCAUUUCAGCUUUUCGGAUGGGGAACUUAAAAAAUAAUUUGAAGAACUAAAAGUUACAGACAUUUAAUGGAAGCUUCUUUCCCUUUCUUCACUUUACAUGCCUUGAUGAAGCUGCUCCCAACUCACAUCAGGGAAGGAGCAAACGAUGGAGCAGUGUUUUCUUUGUUAAAGGCCACCCAGGACUUCUGUCUGGAAGGACUGUGCUGUGCCUAAGCAAGCUGUCUUACUUCACCUGUGAAGGCUGGAGAGGAAUGCUCAGUCAGAGAGCAGACAGUUUGAAUAGUGGAAGAUUCUUUCUGUCACUGAACUCAUAUAUGAAAUUUAAUUGUCUUUCUGAAUAUUUUUGUUCAUUUAUGAUAAAAAAUAUAUAUAUUUUUAGCAUUAAUCCCAGAUUGCCACGCAUGUAGGCAGCAUCACAUUGGGAAUGAACUAAAUCUAGACCUAAAACUAGAGCCUGCUUGUACAAACAUACAAUCACUGACAUAAUCCAUGCAGAAGAAAAUCCAUUGUAUCGAUCUGCAGAGUGAAGUAAGUGGAAUAAUGCUCUAAGAAGAGACACUAGUGUAGUGCUCAUGAAAUGUGAAGUUUGGAAGCACAGUUAGCAACGACCUGAUUAAAUGCACGUUGAAUUCAACUGGGAAUAUACCCAUUGUUUUUUAGGGGCAUUGAAUCAGGCACUGAUCAGCCAAAAGUGAUAAAUACUGCUUGGACUGAAAUGCCAGAAGCAGCUAGACAUUAUUUAUUUUUGUAAUGAUAUAUUCUCUUUGAUAGCCUAGUAAGAGCAACACUGCAUUCCGAUGCCAGACGCAGUGUGCAGCACUAGGCAUAGCGGCGUAGCUGAAACAUAUUGGAACACUACUAAAAGAGGAAUUAAUAUAAUUGCAAUACAGGAAAGUAGCAAGCCUAACUCGAGAACACCUGAAUGAAGCACCUUGAGGAAGGCCACGUGGUUAAAGUAAAGGAGUGAAUUUAGGGCUCCUGACUUGAAUUUCAAGCUUUUCCAUAGAUGUCCUGUGUGACCUGGGGCAAACUGCAUCAUUUCAAGGUGCACCCUGACCUGCAAAGCAGAUAUUUCUAGUGUUUCCCUACCUCAAAAGUUGAAAGUCUCACUACUUAAAUGUUUGUCAAAAGCUCAGCAAAUUCAAAUGGAACAUGCUAUAGAAAGGAAAAGCAGUAUUUAUUCAUAAACCAACAGGUUCUAUACAAAAAUUUAGAAGAUGAAAAAACGCAUAUGCCAAAAUGUAUAAUUUCCUAAAAGAACUCUGAAUUACAGCCGAAAAGAUGUGAGCUCUAUUUAGAAUAUUUCUUUGCUUCUGUCAUGUAGAAGGGAGACCAACUGCUUGGGUGCAAUGAUGUCAGUGUUAAAAUCUGAAGGUCUGGACCUUACUGCAAAUCAGCAGAUACAUUUCUUCUUGAGCAUUUCAAGGGGAAGACAUUGCCAAAGUGCCAUGGGUGCAAGCCACUUUGCCCACAUGGGUGUUUUGAGGAGCUCUCAUGUCUGGGUCAGUGCUUUCCUCCUGAGUUCAGAACAUACAAGCUGUAGCACUGUGCCAGCUCUGAAAAGGUUUCUUACAAUGGAGUUUUGUUUUGAAUUCCUAGAUGUCUGGGGCUCUCUGGAGAGGAUGAAAAGGAACUUUGAUCUCUGUGGUUUUGACGCCCACCCUAAUAGAUGCUUUCAGCUUUAUUUUUUGUCAAUUUUUUGAGAAGUAGUCCAGUUUGCUGAAAACACAAGUGCAAGGAGUGUAGAACCCUUCCAGAAUCUGCCAGGAAUACUGAAGGUAGCAUAUUUAUCAAGAGACACUUGAGAGAGGAAGGGAUGAUUAUACAUACCUCCCCUUAUGCCCUCUAAUCCUUUCUAGUUUUUCAUUAAUCACACUCAGGCAUGCCAGGCUUGUAGAUGCAAGAGCAAACAGAAUUGGUAAAAGAGGGCACCCUGUGGUGUCCCCUGUAAAUUAAACCUUUAUGCUGAGAUUCUAUUCAUUGAUAACACCCUAAUGCAAAAGUGAGGUAAAAACUAGUACACACAUUGAAAUUAAGUCUCCACUCAUCCCCAAAUCCUGUCCCUUCGAUGAAUCUGCUCCUUUCCUGCACUGCAUAAAAGAUGUUCCCUAUCUUCAGAAGUUGUCUCACACAUUAAGUGCUGUUGAUUUCUUGCUAAUGAAUAUAAACAAAUCAGAAUGUAGCUGAGACACUCAUGGUCUCACUCCUCACAUACACACACGCACACACUUCCCUCUCCCUUUCCCUCAGGGUCUCUGAGCGGACAGCAGGUCAAAUAGCAGUCACAGUGGGGGAGAGGUAUGCAGCAAACAGAAAUAACGAGGAAAACAUUGACUUUGCUUUUCAGAUAGUAGGCAGAGUUGGGUAAGAGUUUCUUCUCUUGCGAGUGAUGCGAGAUAGAAUGCUCUCCAUCCAGUGAGCUACUUGCAGAUUUGGAUGGAUACAUUUGAAGACUUUUUUUUCAUAGAAAGGCUCCUCUGGAAUGCCUGCUGAGGUCUGCUGUCCCUUCUCACAUAAGGUUAGUAUUGGGUAAUCUUAAAGUGCUGCAAAUGUUGACAAGCUUUGUUGAAGCCUAAGGCCUUCUCAAAGGAAUUUCCGCCCUUUGACUUAUUUUAAUUUUGGUUUCCCCUGCUCUCUCCACUGCCUCCUGCUUUCCACGUCACAAUUAUUUUUUUUUCCUUCUGUUUUCCUAUGUCAUUACUGCACUUUUCAGUGCCACCAUCUUGAAGCCAGAUGUCAUACAAAGAGUCUGGAGUAAAUCAAAAUCGGGGUGUAUAUUAUCCUGCUGAAGGAAUCUAGGUGAAGUUGUCAAAGCAGAUCAUAGAAGUUUCAUAUGAAAUUAGUUUUACUUGCUCCAAUCUAUGAAGAAGACCCCUUAAUAUCAUUUUUAUUCAGGAGAUUGCUGCUGUUUUAAAAUUUGAAUGAGAGAGAAAUGUUAGCCAUUUUGGGACAUACGUUCUCCUGACAUAAAAAGACCCUAUUUAAAUGGGAGGAAUUUUCAGUUCCAGGUUCUUUCAGAGGCUGUUUUUUGCACAAAGUGAUUUUCAAAAUUAGCGAGGCAGGGCAGGGAGAGGAGGAGUCCUUUGUAAGUAAACCUGAUUCUUCAUGUUCAAUAUUUGAUUUUGCAUUUUGGUUUUGAUGAGAAAAAAAACACCCCAUGUUCCCUCAUGCACCCUUAAAAAUGUCCUUGCAUAUCCCUGCUGAUGUCACGUUUUUAGCAGGAUGAAGAAAAGGUGUGAGCCCUGAAAGUGGGAACUAUACCCUACCUAUCCAUUGUUCUGUUGAGGUUAAAAAGUGAUGGAGUCCAGCCUAUAGCUCUUCUAGAACUUCACAGAAAGUGCCUGGGCAAGUGAUUCUGAUGUUUGCAAAGAGAAACCUGUACUUUUAUGUAAUGUGUUAAUUAGUGUGGGUGGAUAUGAUCAGAUCUAGCCUUGCAAGCCUUUCAGACAACUCCCUGAACACUCCCACCUUCAGAUAUUAACAGAUAGCACUGCACUUGCCAAAUCUCAUAAAAACCUAGUAACAGACUUAAUGCAGGCAGAGCAUAAGUGGGUGCAUUUAUUUCAAAGAGAACACAUCUGUUUGUAGCAGACAUUAAUUUGGCCUAGUAUGUUCCUCUAGCUCAAAUGCAACUGUUGAGGAAAAGAAUACAGGAUGACCUUGGAUCAUCUAUUGUUGUUUUUCUUUCUUCAUGUGGCUUUAAUAAACUUAAUCUGGGUGACAGCCACUUUUCGACAGCACUUGUUCAUAAAUUUGGGGGUAAAGCAAGGUGAUGUCACAUGUAAUCUUUUGCAUUUUUCACCAAAUAACUGACAGCCCUGAGAAUAUUCUGCACUGUGUAGCUCUCGCCUCCCUGGUACUAAGAUCCUUCAACCUGGUAUUGCUUCUUCGCCGUUUGGAGACUGAGCAAAACCUGUCAGUCACAAGCAGCAGUUACAUUCUCUAGUGAACAGAAUCCUUUGUUAGAGUGCUUUUCUGGAGGAGAUCUUGUGAUAUGAAUAGUGGCUAGCACCUCUCACAGACUUCAGCAACUAAUUUGAAGAAAGACAUGAAGAAAACCAGAACUUCACCUUCUCACUGCUACUCAUUCUCUUUUAUCCAGUGUUUCUGAGAGGGAGCUGGCAAGUCAGUCACUUUGCUGACUGAUAAACUGCCCCUCUUCCCACCCUCUAUUCUGCUAAGAUUGCCUCUGUAGCUUUCUUCAAUAACUUCAGGGAGUUGACAGCUUCAUCAGAAACAACCCUUUCUGUACUCUUGAGGAGAGGCAGAUCAGCAAGGUAAUGUGUUAGAGAGAAGACCAGACUGGAUUGAUGGGACUGAGGUACACCAGCCUGUAGACUACAGAUGGAAGACACAAGACACAACUUGAAUGUUGCCAGUACCAUGGAAGGCAGUGAAUUCCCCCUGCUCCUGACAUCUUUUCUUAUAACACCCUCUUUUGUUUCUGUAACAGAUCUCCCAAACUUGUGCUUUACCAGAAACACAUACUGGUCCAGCCUGUGUGGACUGGAUACAACUGAAAAGCAUAGACCUCUAAGGAGACAGUUUAUAUCUUCACACCUUCCCAAAGAGUCCAAACUUACUAGUGCCUUAUACUCACCUUUGCUAUGAGUGUUGUGACAUAUUAAUGCAGAAAAAAAAAAAAUCAAGGCAAAUGUAUAUGCUGAUUUUUCUGCAUAAAUCUAGAAAAAGAACAGUUCCUCCUUAAAUGAGGGAAGAGAGCACUAUGAUUUGAGCUUGAGGGACUGAAGAGUAAGUAUAUAAGAAAACAACAUAGAGGAUAGAUGGAAUCUUAAGGGGAGUGUGGUGGCCCUAAAGAAACAGAGGUGAGAUGCCACCUUCUAUCCUGAAGAGAUUCCACGUUCUAUUAUAGAGGCAUGUGAUUUCCAUCCUAAUACCGUCUAUGAAAGAAGCAUGUUGUUACUGCUGCUCAUUCCUUUGGGUCACUAUGCCCCAAGAAGCAGUCCAUUUACUUUGUAGCGUGCUGGCUCAGAACACCCUAAUAUGUCAGUUACUGUUUGGUGUCUCUUUUUUUUUUGAGGAAGGGCAAGCAACCCAUACAUGUGAAAACAAGGAAGGGACAGUUUGAGUCACCACUCCCUUUCUCCUAGCCAGCUGCAGAGGUCACCCAUCAUGCCUAGGUAUUACAAGGACAUGUGGUUCUCAACCUUGUGUUAGUAAUCAACCUGACCCAGUGCUACUAGGUAGAUGUGGUUCAGUUUCCUGGGUUUUUUUCUUAUGCAAUUUUAUUUAUCUGAAGGAGUCACCACUGUGUUGUACAAGCUUUUCACAGGCAGGGCAUCCUAGGCAUGAGUUUUCUCUGUCUAUGUUAAUCAAGUGAUAAUGAAAAGAAUACAGAAGUGAAAAGUUGCUGUUUGACAUCUUCCCUAAGCAUCUUCUUCCCGAGCAAUGUGGAAUUAAUGUAGAAGAACACUGUUGGAAUAUCAGUGCCUUAAAUCUAGACAUCUCAGAAGCCUGCUGGCUUCUGUAUGAAAACGAUUCUGGCAUCCAGAAUUGACUUCCUACAUGUCCUCCGAGGCCAUCUGCACUGAGAUUGCUUACCUGAGCAAACCACUAGUGCGGUGCACUGGUACAGAGGAAGACUGCACGGAAAGCUGUGGUACUUAUAGUCACUGACCAAACUGAUUUAAACUUCUGGUCCUGCAAGCCACUUUAGAAAAAAAUAGAUUAAAGAAUGAGAUGACGUGUGAUAGCCAGUACAAAACCAAGUGCUGCAGCGAGGUCUCUAAUUGCCCUUCGGUGCCUGAGAGUAGCCUACGUGACUCCCAGAAGUCCUGCCUUAGAUUUGACCCCUGACUGGUUCCUUCCCUUGAACCACCAUGUGCCAACACUGGGCAUUGCUUCACCUUCCUGUUUUAGCACUAGGUGCUCUGGAGCACAGCCACCAGCUGCUGUUUUGGGCAUUGCUGCUGGUCUGAUGAGUGUUCCCAGAUCCUGUUCUGGCACAUUGCAGGAUUAACGUUAGCAGUAAAAAAAAAAGGAGGCAAUUCAUUGUUGUCUUUUCCAGGAAAAGAUUAGUGCCUUUAUGCAGAGAAGACUGAAAUAAAUGUGAUACAGCUUCUGGAAUAUUUUGGCUAUAGGAUAAAUGCUGUCGUAUGGAAUAAGGGUUUGUGAUAAAAAGGGCUCAUCUCAGAAGAGUGUCAACAGAAGGUGGAAAUGGUCAUAAUGGAAAACAAGUGGUAUCUGAACACACAGUUCCUCUUCCUGGGGCCUGCUGGGAAUGCUGAUUUCACAGAGACAUGUCAUAGCGCAGUCGGUUCACUCCCAUGAUCAUUAUACCCCCUGCAACUCCGCCUCUUGCAGUAAUGGCAGAGGUGACAAGCUCAUUGUCUCUGCUCUCUCAACUGUUGAAUGUAGCAAAAUAAGUGAUUUUUUUUUUUUU
Athene cunicularia (burrowing owl) is the source of this 8508-nucleotide messenger RNA. RefSeq names its product dehydrogenase/reductase 3 (gene DHRS3). Gene Ontology annotation, cellular component: lipid droplet. Bases 797 to 1705 code for a protein of 302 amino acids. The transcript is spliced from 6 exons. Gene Ontology annotation, molecular function: oxidoreductase activity, acting on the CH-OH group of donors, NAD or NADP as acceptor. The record is from RefSeq and is a predicted model, not a curated record. NCBI's taxonomy places the organism in Eukaryota, Metazoa, Chordata, Aves, Strigiformes, Strigidae.